Saccharomyces eubayanus is the source of this 912-nucleotide messenger RNA. RefSeq names its product Ino2p (gene INO2). The record is from RefSeq and is a predicted model, not a curated record. Bases 1 to 912 code for a protein of 303 amino acids. The transcript has a single exon. Gene Ontology annotation, molecular function: protein dimerization activity. NCBI's taxonomy places the organism in Eukaryota, Fungi, Ascomycota, Saccharomycetes, Saccharomycetales, Saccharomycetaceae.
AUGCAACAAGCAACGGGGAACGAACUACUGGGUAUCCUAGAUUUGGAUAACGACAUAGACUUCGAGACUGCCUAUCAGAUGCUGAGCAGCAACUUCGAUGACCAGCUGCCAGCACACGUGCACGAAAGCACAUUCAGCGCUGCGUCCCCCCCUCUCUUAGCGCACGAGCUCGGCAUGAUUCCCAACGUGGCAACUGUGCAGCCUUCUCACGUGGAGGCAUUACCGAUCAAUCCUCAAAUUCACCAUCAUUCUCCAAUCCCGCACACAGGUUACCUGAACCAUACCUCUCAGCAAGCGAGCAUGGGAUUUGACCAUGCUCUUGGUCCCAAACUGUCACCAUCUAGUUCCGGACUGUUGAGCACGAACGAGUCGAAUGCCAUUGAACAAUUUUUGGACAAUCUCAUCUCGCAGGACAUGAUGUCUUCUGGUACUUCGGUGAGUCCUGAUGUAAAUCCUCAUACAAAAUCGCCGAAGAAGCAGCAUAGGUACAUAGAAACAAACCAAAGAUACAUGGAAACAGCUCCGCGUAAUCACGUAAGAGAGUUGCCUGCAAACAUAGCACAAUUGCCAAGUGAAUUCUCUACAGCAGCGGAACACCAACCUACUAACAGCACUCACUACAGCCCUCCACCCUUUUCGGUUCCCGAAAUAAAAAUCCCAGAUUCUGAGAUUCCAGCUAACAUCGGAGACGACCCUGUGAAGAUAAGAAAAUGGAAACACGUUCAAAUGGAGAAGAUACGAAGGGUGAACACCAAGGAAGCAUUUGAACGACUGAUUAAGUCAGUAAAGACUCCACCAAAAGAAAAUGGGAAAAGAAUCCCGAAACAUAUUCUACUGACUUGCGUAAUGAACGAUAUCAGGUCAAUUUCGAACGCAAACGAGACACUACAACAUAUACUGGACAACUCAUGA